UGAAGGUAUCGGUCGUGUUUUUAUUUGUGCGCUCAAACUUUUAUUCGUUGUGAAUAUGAAGUAUAAGUUAUUUUUUUAUGACUGAAUUCGAAUAAUUUUGACGUGUUUCCCAAACUAUAAAUUUUUUGGUUAGUGAAUUUGGAAUUAUGUUUAUUAACUCAAGUCUGUUGAAAGAAAAGAUGCAAAUCCAACAUAAAUACAAACUAUAAACUAACAUAAAAUACGGUUUUACACAAAAAGACCUAGUUUAAAAUUCUCACAGACAUUGUUUUCAGUGAAAAUAAGCAAUAAAAAAACACUCAAAGAGAAAAAAUUGUACAUUAACGUCUAGCAAUCCAAUAAUAACUUGCGAGAAAAGUAGUGUGUUCUCUCAAAGGAGAGAAAUGCGACACGAAUUAUUAAACCGACGUCCCCGAAAGUUGAACUGAUCUUAAUUGUAACAUACUCACAUGAUAAAAGUCAACAAUUGGUAAAUUUAUGGAACUCUAUGUCUGACAGAAAGAAGAAUCUAAUAACUAUAAUCACAACAUUUCUUACUUCUAAAUCUUCGUCCAAUUGAAACCUCUGAAAAGUAAAAGCCUUGGUUCACGCAGUUGUGAUACGAGCGCGCGAUUUGAAAUUCAGUCUUCAUCAUUUGCAGUGUAUGUAUGUGUUAAUGCAAAGAAAAUAACAACAAUUGACGAAUGACACACUUUUUUCCACGAUCGUUUGUUUCGUCUCACUUUUACAUUUUAUGCACACCAGUGAUUUCUUUCGGUCGGCAUUUUUUUCCUUAAAAAGACAAUUUCUUUUAGCUAAACUAAAAAUUUUGUGCGAUUCGCAUAUCAAUUGAAAUCAAAGAAAGAAGUAGAAGAAAGUGACCCAAUGAGUAGCAUCGACAAACAAAAGUGAAUACACUCAAAAAUUGAAUAGUUUGGUUUAAAUUGGUUUUGAUCAUUCGUUUCGGCCACUGUACCAAAUCAUAGUUGCCAAUCGAAAUCGAUUAAUAAAACGAUUUUAAUAGUCCAAAAUAUUAAUUUUGUAGACUUUUUUCUUUAAAUAAAGACUCGAUUACCAACACGAACAUCUAACAACAUAUUCACUGAAUUGAAAAUGCAUCGUAAAGCGUACAAAAAUUACAAAGGGAGUCAGCAAUCAGACAAUUUGUGCGCGAAAUUCGCACAUAAUUGGCAAUUCAUAUUCAUGAUUGGUGUAUUGAUGCACGCGAUUGACGUGUGCAAUGGUCACGGUCGUCUUAUUGAGCCUCCCAGCCGGUCAUCAGCUUUCCGAUAUGGAUUUCAAACACCGCCAAACUAUAAUGAUCAUGAAUUAUAUUGCGGUGGCUAUGCGCGGCAACAACGUAACGGAGGAAAAUGUGGUGAAUGCGGUGAUGCAUGGGAUAUGCCACAACCUAGACCAAAUGAAUACGGAGGAAAAUAUGGUCAGGGAGUCAUUGUAAGGAAAUAUAAUCCUGGAUCUGAUAUUACAAUUAGAGUUGAACUCACGGCGAGUCACAUGGGGUACUUUGAAUUCCGUAUAUGCCCUGAGCUUCACGCUCAACAAUCAUGUUUAGAUAAGAACCUUCUUCAACUAUUGGGUGGCACUCCAAGUAUUCCACAACCAAACGAUUUGUCUACACGAUUCUAUCCAAGAAAUGGGAGCCGCAUUUAUGACAUUAAAGCUCGUCUUCCUCCAGGUCUCGAGUGUGGAAAUUGCGUACUACAAUGGCGCUACGUGGCAGGAAAUAAUUGGGGAAUGUGUGAAGAUGGUACCGGUGCAGUAGGUUGUGGACCUCAAGAAGAAUUCCGUGCAUGUAGUGAUGUUUCUAUUGGCGAAAAAGCCGCUGCUCCACCCUUGCGUCCAAUUCGUCCAGGAACAAAAACAAAACCAACUGCCGAUAUCAGAAAGACUACACCACCAACCGAAGUGGAAACAUUCGAGGAGCCAGUAUACGAUCAAUCAUCUCGUUAUUUGGGAGCUAUCGUUAUUAUAUUAUCAGCUCUUCUUGUUGUGCUCUGCUUACUAUUUGCCAUUUAUUUGUAUCACUAUCACGGAAAUCGUGUUAAACAAAUCAUGCAUUGGAAUCAACAACAUCAAAAAACGCCAUCGGCUAAUAUGUCUGUAUCAAAACCAGUUUCUAUUGUUUCUCCAACUUAUCCACCACCCGCAUUUGAUGCACCGGUUCCUCCACCGAGAGCCAAGCGACUCUCACAAACAUUGAACGAUGUUACUUCGUUUGAACCAAGUGUUAUCAGUAGCUAUACAAGAUAAAGCAGUCAUAUAUAGACAGGUCCAUCGCAUGUUGCAAUUUAAAUAACAUGAAUUAAUGUAUGUGAUGUGAGAAAAAAAAAGAGAUACAUCUUGCAACACUUCCACAUCAAAGGGAAAUCUUUCAGAACGUUCGUAGCCAAUGUAGUAAUAGAAUGUACUGUUAAAUGUAAUACCAAGCCGAAAAUAUAUAGUUUGUAGAUGCGAUUAGAAUUUGAAUAAUAUAAAUGCUAAGUACAGUAAUGAAAAUGAUUCAAAAGAAAUCGCGAUUUUCACAUUAUCAUUUUGUACACAUUGGUACAAAUUUUAAAUGACUUUGCCAAAUAAAUUUUAUCGUCCACAUGUUCAUAUUAAUAUUCGGGUCAAUGAACCCAAAAUCGAUUUUGAUAUGAAAAAUGUUGAUGUCCCUUCAUUGUACGAAACAUUUUGUGAUUCCAUAAGUUUAAAAAAUUUAUUUAUUGGUAGAAAAUUAUAUGUGUUAUUAUAUAAUUUUUACCGUUUUCCA
This is a messenger RNA of Contarinia nasturtii (swede midge), 2752 nucleotides long. RefSeq lists its product as uncharacterized. The record is from RefSeq and is a predicted model, not a curated record. NCBI's taxonomy places the organism in Eukaryota, Metazoa, Arthropoda, Insecta, Diptera, Cecidomyiidae. The transcript has 8 exons. Bases 1093 to 2250 code for a protein of 385 amino acids.